GAAAGCAAAACAAGUUCAUCAUGUGCAGCUUGGUCUGACUACACCCCCUUUCAGAAAGCAGCCUGGGUAAGACUCCCAUCUAAGGAAUAAAUGAAGAAGUAGCAAUAAGGAAAUUUUAAUUGUUCCUGUACACAAAAAGAGAACUGUGCGUUGACAGUGUUUCCAGAGUACUUUCCUAAUUUUUCUGACAGCUAAAUGCAUAUGAAACAGAAAAGUGUGUAUCAGCAAACUCAAGCACUUCUGUACAAGAAUUUUCUUCAGAAAUGGAGAAUGAAAAGAGAGAGUUUAUUGGAAUGGGCACUCCCAAUACUUCUAGGGCUGUACAUGGGACUAUUUUCACAUUUCAGAGAAAAUAUGUAUUUUCCUGAAUUGCCUCCUCAAGAUCUGGGAAGUGCAGAUCAUGUUAAUAACUCUAUAGCUAUUGUAUACACACCUGUCUCUGAACUAACCCAGGAGAUAAUGAAUAAAACAGCAUUUGCACUUUUGAAAGAAAGAAGGAUCAUUGGAGUACCGAACCAAAAAUCCAUGGAUAAAAUACUUCUAGACAAUAUCACAGGCAUCGUGGGAAUUAUCUUCAAUGACACUUUCUCGUAUAAGUUAAAAUUUUUUCAGGGAUAUUACAUUCCAUUUUUGAAGGAAGAUCUUUUCUCAGCUCAUUGCUGGAAUCUGGAUAAUGAAGAUCAUUCCUGUUCCCUGUCCAAAUACUGGAGUAGUGGAUUUGUGGCUUUACAAGCCGCAAUUAAUGCUGCUAUUAUCCAGAUCACAACAAAUCACUCUGUGGUGGAAGAGUUGAUGUCAAUUACUGCUGUAAAUAUGAAGACUUUACCUUUUAUGUAUAAAGACGUUCUUCAAAAGGAGCUGUUCAUUUUCUACUGCCUGCUUUACUUCUCCCCGUUUAUAUAUUUUGUAUCACUCAAUGUUACAAAAGAGAGAAAAAAGUGCAAGGAUUUUAUGAAAAUAAUGGGUCUGCAAGAAUCAGCCUUCUGGCUCUCCUGUGGCUUAAUCUAUGCUACCUUCAUCUUCAUCAUUUCCAUAAUGAUUACAGUUAUUAUAACAUCUACCCAAAUUAUAGUCAUGACGGGCUUCAUGGUGAUAUUUACACUCUUUUUCUUAUAUGGCUUAUCUUUGAUUGCUCUAACGUUCUUGAUGAGCGUGUUGUUAAAGAAAACUCUCCUUACCAAUUUGGUUAUGUUUCUCCUCAAUAUCUUUUGUGGGGGUGUAGGAUUCACUGUGUAUUACAGACAACUUCCUUCCUCUCUGGAGUGGAUUUUGAGUUUUUGUAGCCCUUUUGCCUUCACUGCUGGAAUGAGCAAGAUUAUCUACUUGGAUAAUACUAUGGAUGGUAUAAUUUUUCCUGACCCUUCAGGAGACUCCUAUGUAAUGAUCGCAACUUUUUCCGUUUUGGCUUUUGAUGCACUUUUCUACUUGGCACUGGCAUUAUACUUUGACAAAAUCUUACCCUAUGGGGAUGAGCGCCAUUAUUCUCCAUUAUUUUUCCUGAACUCAUCUUGUUUCCAACACCAGAGGACUAAUACUGUCAUUGAGAAAGAAAUAGAGCCUGAGCCUCCGUCUCAGGACUGUUUUGAACCGGUAGCUCCAGAAUUCCAAGGAAAAGAAGCUAUCAGAAUCAGAAAUGUUAAAAAAGAAUAUACCAGCAAGUCUGGGAAAAUGGAAGCAUUGAAAGACUUAUUCUUUGACAUAUAUGAAGGUCAAAUCACAGCAAUUCUGGGUCAUAGCGGAGCUGGCAAAUCUUCAUUGCUAAACAUCCUUAAUGGGUUGUCUGUUCCAACAGAAGGAUCAGUUACCAUCUAUAAUAAAAAUCUCUCUGAAAUGCAAGACUUGGAGGAAAUCAGAAAGAUAACUGGUGUUUGUCCUCAAUUCAAUGUUCAAUUUGACAUACUCACUGUGAAGGAAAACCUCAGGCUCUUUGCUAAAAUAAAAGGGAUUCAGCCACAGGAGGUGGAACAAGAGGUACAAAGAAUUUUGUUAGAAUUGAACAUACAAAACAUUGAGGAUAACCUUACUAAACAUUUAAGUGAAGGACAGAAAAGAAAGCUGACUUUUGGGAUUGCCAUUUUAGGAGAUCCUCAAAUUUUGCUAUUAGACGAACCAACUGCUGGGUUGGAUCCCUUUUCAAGGCAUCGAGUGUGGAGCUUCCUCAAGGAACACAAAGCAGGCCGUGUAAUCCUCUUGAGUACCAAUCUCAUGGAUGAAGCUGACAUCCUGGCUGAUAGAAAAGUGAUCAUGUCCAAUGGGAGACUGAAGUGUGCAGGGUCUUCUGUCUUUUUGAAGAGAAGAUGGGGUCUUGGAUAUCACUUAAGUUUGUACAGAAAUGAAGUAUGUGAUCCAGAAAAAAUAACAUCCUUCAUUAAUCAUUACAUCCCUGAUGCUAAAUUAAAAACAGAAAACAAAGAAAAGCUUGUGUAUACUUUGCCCAUGGAAAGGACAAAUAAAUUUCCAGACCUUUUCAGUGAGCUUGAUAAGUGUUCUGGCCAGGGUGUGAUGAGUUAUGACAUUUCCAUGUCAACUCUGAAUGACGUCUUCAUGAAACUGGAAGGAAAAUCAACUAUUGGACAAGAUUUUGAACAAGCAGAAAUAAGAGGCACAGAAAACCUACACGAAAUAGAGCCAGCUUGCUCUUCUUUCCCUGAAAUGCAAAAGGCUGCGAGUGGCAUGGGCCUCUGGAAAAUGCAGAUCCGCGCAAUAGCACGGCUCCGUUUCUUGAAGUUAAAGCGUGGGAAGAAAGACCUUUUGAUUCUACUCUUGGUAUUUGGGAUUGCAAUGUUCCCUUUGAUUGUGGAAAAGAUAAUGUAUGCCCUAUUAAUUCAAAAGAGUGAUUGGGAAUUUAAAUCUGAACUGUAUUUCCUCUCUCCUGGACAACCUCCAGAAGAUCCCCGUACCAGCCUGUUGAUCAUCAAUAACACAGGAUCAAAUAUUGAAGAUUUUAUACAGUCGGUGAAGCAUCAAAACAUACUUCUGGAAGUAGAUGAUUUUGCAAACAGAAACGGCACUGAUGACCUGUCGUACAAUGGAGCUAUCAUAGUUUCUGGCAAACAAAAGGAUUACAGAUUUUCAGUUGCCUGCAAUACUUUGAGACUGCACUGUUUUCCUAUUCUUGUGAAUAUUAUUAGCAAUGGGUUACUUCGAUUGUUUAAUUGCACACAAAAUAUUCGAAUUGAGAGAAGCCCGUAUCCUUUUAACUUUAUGAUCUACUGGACAGGACUGCCAGAAGGUUCUAUGUUCUUGUUUUGGGUUGUGUGCAGCAUUUCACCUUACAUCUCCAUGAGCAGUGUCAGUGAUUACAAAAAGAGAGCUAAGUCCCAGCUAUGGAUUUCAGGCCUCUACCCUUCUGCCUACUGGUGUGGGCAGGCACUGGUGGAUAUCAGCUUCUUCGUUUUCCUUCUCCUUUUGAUGUAUUUAAUUUUUUACAUAGCCAACAUAACAGAGAUUUAUAUCACAAGUCGAAUUGUGUUCAGUCUGGUUGUAUUUGGACUCGGUUAUGCAACAUCACUUGUCUUCUUGACAUAUGUGAUAUCAUUUAUUUUUCGUAAGUGGAAAAAAAAUAGUGGCCUUUGGUCGUUUUGCUUCUAUAUCACCUCAAUCAUCAUGUUUGACAUUGUGCUGCUUCAUUUCAACUUGCCUACCUUGAUUUCUAGCAUGGUAUUUAUUCCCUCAACUACCAUGGGUGGAUUUCUAGCCUUUCUGACAAUGAGAGCUUAUGAACACCAACCAAAAUACCCAGACCACAAAUAUGACCCGAGUGGAGUUGAUCUUCUAGUAUGCCUAAUACCUUACUUGCAGGCUUUGUUAUUUGUCUUUAUCCUAAGAUGCCUGGAGACAAAAUGUGGAAAGAAAAUAAUGCGAAAGGAUCCCGUUUUCAGAAUUUCCCCCCAAAGGAGAGGUGCUCGACCUAAUCCCGAAGAACCUGUCGAUGAGGAUGAAGAUGUUAAAGCAGAAAGGCAAAGAGCAGCAACUGCCCUGACCACUUCGCAGGCAGGCGAGAAACCCGUCAUAAUUGCCAGCUGUCUGCACAAAGAGUACGCAGGUCAGAAGAAAAGCUGCUUCUCCAAGAGGAGGAAGAAAAUAGCAGCAAGAAAUAUCUCCUUCUGUGUUAAAAAAGGUGAAAUUUUGGGAUUGCUAGGACCUAACGGUGCUGGUAAAAGUUCAUCUAUUAGAAUGAUUUCUGGGAUCUCGAAACCAACAGCUGGAGAGGUAGAACUGAAAGGAUGUGGUUUGGUUUGGGAUCAUCAGGGAGACAACACAGUCAGCUUCCCGGGAUACUGUCCUCAAGAGAACGUGCUCUGGCCCAGCCUGACAGUGAGGGAACAUCUGGAGAUCUUUGCCGCCAUCAAAGGGCUGAGGAAAGGGGAUGCCACAAUUGCCAUUUCACGAUUGGUGGAUACUUUCAAACUGCACGGACAGCUAGAUGUUCAGGUGCAGAAAUUAACGGCAGGAGCCGCCAGAAAGCUGUGUUUUGUGCUGAGCGUCCUGGGAAAUUCACCUGUCCUGCUCCUAGAUGAACCCUCAACAGGCAUGGACCCAGCAGGGCAGCAGCAAAUGUGGCAGGUGAUCCAGGCAUCCAUUAAAAACACAGAGAAAGGAGCGCUCCUGGCCACCCAUUACCUGGCCGAGGCUGAGGCCAUAUGUGACCGCAUCGCUAUCAUGGUGUCUGGAAGGCUGAGGUGCAUCGGCUCCAUCCAACACCUGAAAGACAAGCUCGGCAAGGAUUACUUCCUAGAACUGAGAGUGAAGGAAGCUGCCCAAGUCACCUGUGUUCACACGGAGAUGCUGAAGCUCUUCCCACAGGUUGCACCGCAGGAAAGGUACUUCUCCUUCUUGGUCUAUAAACUACCUCUGGCGGAUGUCUACCCUCUAUCUCAGACCUUCCGCAAAUUAGAGGCAGUGAAACAUAACUUUAACCUGGAAGAGUACAGCCUCUCUCAGUGCACACUGGAAAAGGUAUUCUUAGAGCUUUCUAAGGAGCAGGAGCUGGGAAAUUUUGAAGAAGAAAUUGAUACAACCAUGAGAUUGGAACUCCUCUCUCCUGCAGAUGACUUUUAAAAGCUCAAGCCUGUUAAUACUUUGUGUCAUAUAAGCUUAUGUUCUAUGUAAUAAUUGGCAGUAUGUAUAAUUUUAAAAAUCAUUAACAUCAACAUCAGGGUAUAUUUUGUACAUUUGGUUAACAAAUGAAUUCAUGUCAGAAUCAUUCCUCCCCUUAAAUUUAGGAAUGAUAGAAAAUCCGUGAUAAAGGCAAUAUAAAGUAUUAAUAAAUCUUACCUGAAGACCAGGUAGCAGGUAUCGUGGAAAUAAAACCACAAACUUGGGAAUUUUUUGAAGUAUAACUUCAAACAUGGCGUAUCACUUUGAAAAAUGACACUUACUAAGAAAUUCCCAGCAGAGCCAUACGAGGGAUCUGUUCAACAGCCAGAAGCUAUAGGAUUGCAGCAUGCAUUUGGGAAGCUUGGGUUUAUGAGGUUGCUUUGAAACACAAGUAAAACCUAAGAGUCUUCCUCUGAAGUCUUUUCAGAAACUGUUUUGAAAUUCAGAGCGAGGAGUGCAUUGGACUCACCUCUGAACGAGCACGUGCAUCGGAUAAGCUUUCAAACAUACCUUGUGGAAAGGAGGGACGUCACAGCAACAUUCCUUCAGUUUUCUAAGAUUUUGAAUGCUACUUCAUGAUUGGGGGAGGCGAGUGCUGAUUUCCCUCACCAACUCAUCAGUAGUUUUCUGUGUACAGUUGACCUUUGCACAACACAGGGGUUAAGGGUGCCGAACCCUCUGUGUAGUCAGAAAUCUGAGUAUAACUUUCAAGUCCCCCCCAAACUUAACCACUAAUAACCUACUGUUGACCAGAAGCCUUCCCCAAAACAUAAAUCAUCAAUUAGCGCGAUGUUAUAUGCAUUAUAUGCCAUAUUCUUAUAAUAAGUCAGCCAGAGAAAAGAUAAUGUUAUUAAGAAAAUCAUAAGGAAAAAAUACAUUUAUUGUACACUAAAAAACCAUAUAUAAGUGAACCUGUACAGUUAAAUCCAUGUGGUUCAAGGGUUAACUGUAUUUACUGCCAUUUUUAAAUCACUUCUUUCUUAUGUAUGUACAUCAUAUGUUUUUAUAUCUAUACACACAUAGGUAUAAAUCAUUUCUAUUACUAAAUUUUUAAAAAAGUGUGUUUUACAAGUAAUUUUAUUUUUUUCCUUAAAUUAUAGCUAUUUCAUUUUAAAUAUCAUGAGAAAAAUUUUGAAGACCAAGCAGUAUUUUUGAUGCUUUUUUUUUUUUUUUUGGGUGAUAUGUUAUAUAACUUAAAACACAUUGUUAUGCUCAUUGAGGGAUUUUUGUAUAAUGGAGAAAAACACAAAAAUUGAAUACAAUUGAAUAAAAGAUCACCACACUUCCUCCAUACCAAAAAAAAAAAAAUCAGUUUCUUUUUUCUUUAGUAUACUCUUUUACAUAAGUGAAAUCAUUACAGUAUAUAUAAUUUCUUAACUAUAUAUGCAUACUUGCUGAUGUAACAUUGAAAUUGUUUUAAUUUACUUUCACACUUAUGGUGAAGUUCCAGUGCUAUAUGUUUGUAUUUUAUUUUGUGUUAAUUAUUUGUAUUUUUUGUUCACUUAUUUUUGUGUUUUAAUCAUUUUCUUACCCAUUUAUCACAUAAUUAAAUAUUUUACCUGCA
This is a messenger RNA of Mustela lutreola (European mink), 6664 nucleotides long. RefSeq names its product ATP binding cassette subfamily A member 6 (gene ABCA6). Gene Ontology annotation, cellular component: membrane; intracellular membrane-bounded organelle. The transcript is spliced from 39 exons. Gene Ontology annotation, biological process: lipid transport; transmembrane transport. The record is from RefSeq and is a predicted model, not a curated record. NCBI's taxonomy places the organism in Eukaryota, Metazoa, Chordata, Mammalia, Carnivora, Mustelidae. Gene Ontology annotation, molecular function: ATP hydrolysis activity; ATP binding; ABC-type transporter activity. Bases 196 to 5061 code for a protein of 1621 amino acids.